AUGGAUGUUUCGAGGUAUGUAGAGGCAAGCCCUCCUUCCUAGCCUCUGUAGGCUCACUCUCCUAUAUUUUGGUGUUGGAGGAUUGGCUGUGCUUGGCGGCCUAUCAGAAAUCGACAAGCAACACCUCAUCGACUUUAUCUACGCUCAUCAGAUUGCGCCUUCAAAUGGUACGACCAUCGGACAAGAGUGGCCACGGGAGUGUGAUCUUCAGGCGAAUUUUGUGUUUUAGACCUACUUUUGCACCUCUGCGCAUUUUGAGGAGGAUGAGUCUGUAAAAGGGGUCUCCUCCAAAGUUUCGGAUUACCUCAACUUGCCCUUUUCAUUUGCGAAAUUACCUCUAACAUUACAAAUCCUUUGAAGUAAUCAAUAUAUUAGGAUAAGCGUGGCCUCAAACGUAAGGCAUCAGAUACGAUGUGGUUUUCUCAUGUUAGUGAUCCUUUAUCACCAGUUUGCUCUGCCUGAAUAGUACCGACAGACGAGUAUCGGCGUUUUUGGAAAGGGCAGCUUGAAAACCAUGCUCAGUAAACUGACACAGAUUUGGGGCGCCCUUAAUUUGUGCGGGCAUUUUGAUAAGCAAGUAAGCGCACAAACUUGCCGGUUUCUAUCUUAUGUGGUUUCCUGCUUUCGCCAACUGCCGUUUCACUUGACACAAUAAAGUCAGCAUCCCACUAGGGAGACACUUAAGCACUGAAGGUUAUAGAAACGAGGGCAAACCCCUCUGGUACAGAUAUUUAGAGGAAGUUUUUCACUGUCGACUGACAAACUUCCUUCGUGUUGAUGUCCUUGUGCUAUUUUUCUUUACCGGAAAUAUCGCAAGGCGCAGGAAAAGUUUGAAAGUGAGGUCAUAAUUUCCUUCUUUUUUGCAAUUUCGCUUAAUAUUUUCGUCUAUUUUGCCUACCAUUUUAAACUAACACAUGAAGACUCAACUUGCAAGCAGAGUUGCCCCUUAUCAUGGUACUGUUUAGAAAAUUUAUCUGAUCUUCAUGAGUAGCAAGAGUAAUAAUCCUAACCACGAAUUUAUCCAUUUUCUAUGAAAUUCCAUGUCAGAAACCCUAUCGUCGGGCGAUAGUCAUAUGGUACUAGCUGGCUGAAAAUAAGCAUUUGUGAUUUUCAUCUUCAAGUGGCUGAAAAUCCGAUACAAAAUCAGUUCCCCUAGGAUGAGAACAAAUAACCCCGAAAUAGGCAAGUUUGGAUAAUUAUUCGAAUGGGCAUUUGCGAGGGUUGCACAGCAGUACCUGUUAUUUCAUUGCUGGACCAAGUCGUUCUAAACUGACUUAUGGACGGUCAUGGCUUUACAAACCUAAUUUUCGAGCUCGUUCGGCACUGCCCGGUAAUUUGGCUGUCACUUAUGAUAUUGACCGUCCUCGUUGAAUCGCGUUUGGGGCUUGGAUGGUGGGGGGAUAUUUUGAAGUUGAAGCGCGUGUAGAGGCCUUGGACAGGACACUAUCCAGCCGACAAUGCAUGUCGCCGAAGUUUGUUUCCGUUCGAUAGUUGGUGGUGUUGCCGUUGUUCGGCGAUAGCCAUUAGCAGAGAGGGUUUUUAAUUCAGUUGAGCGUCAGAUAGGUAUAACAAGUUCGGGCGUGGGUUCGCUGUAGACAUCAAAGCGACUCAGGUAGUAGUUGUGAGCAGCAUGCGUGGACUCGGGGGGUUGCGGCUGCUGCAUCAGAUUUCCUCUCCGUUUUACUCCGCGUUUGUGUUACAGACGCCGCAGGAGUGUAAGAAUCGUGCUGGUUGGAGUUCACUGGACCGAAGUGGCGUAGCAUUUGGCUUGGAAUGUCGUGCCUGGCGGUUGGCUUGCUACGCGGAUUAGUUCAUGGGUGAUUUGCACUCGCCUUAAACAUGCUAUUUUCAGGUCGCCCUUUUGUUUUUCUAUGCACUUUGACCUGAGGGAAGUGGGGCGUCGUACAAUUAUCGUUUUUCAGUCAUUGACUAAACAUACCCGAACCGGAAGAGGGCGCGAAGACAAGCUCUCUGGUUGAGUGUAAGCCUUUUUACUGAACUUCUUUCUUCAUAACCUAAUCGGGGCAUUUCACUCGUAUCCUCCUUGGAUAUUCUAACCCUGAAUGUCUAGGUAUCCAACCCUUAUUAAUAAGACACGAAUGUUUAAUGCACUGCCGUUUGUCGCCACCUGACCGGUGCAUAAAGGCCCAAAGUGGCAAAAAUAAGCCGAAAUUUUGCUUGUUCCAUUUACAUACAAGGGUGACCUCUGCACCAUCUCCUUAGCACAUUUGUUCCCAUCGCUCUCUAUGGCCAAACUGUUGUGUGCUCCCUCCCAAACGACCUGCACCACCGCCCUGUUGGAUCAUAACUUGGGUCAUGCGUUAGACUGCGCUGCGUCCAUGUGCGUCUUCACCUACAGUCGUAUAUACAUGUCACACGCGCUGGACGGAGACCCCCCUCGUGUUACUACGUCGUAUCUCAUCGCUGCUCGACCGACAUAUUCAAACAAACUACUGACACGAGGGAGAAGGAGGGAGGAGUAAGACUGAUAUGGAGGCAUUUUGGCGUGUUUCUCACUUUAAGUCUGACGCGAUAAGCUGUGGUUUCGAAGGUUGUCAGCAUACACACUAACUCGCCCUCCUCUAGGACGAUGGCCGGACUGCAAGGGUUCCUCAGCAUGACCAUUUUGAUAGCUUUCAGUCCUCUUGUAUCUGAAACUCCACUGAAUUUUGGUAUGCGUGAAGUUGGCGUGAUCAAGCGGUCUGUUUAACUCUCUCGGUCGCUGCUCCCACGCCCAUCUCCGGUCGUCUUCAUCCUGUCUUGUUUUCGGAUGAUGAUGAUGAUGAUGAUGAUGAUGAUGAUGAUGAUGAUGCUGAUGAUGAUGAUGAUGAUGAUGAUGAUGAUGAUGAUGAUGAUGAUGAUGAUGAUGAUGGGCACGGAGAGUGAAGUAAGGUAAGUACAGAGCCAGUUCGCUGCAUUAUAAACAAAUCCACUACGCCUACCUUGUCGGUCGGUAAUGCACAUCGCAUCGGUAGCCGGAGGGGGUUUGGUCAGGAUGAGGCUAUGUUCCGCACAGGUUUGCAAGAGGAGCAGGCUAUUGUCAUUGGGGCUGACGAGAUCAUGGGGACCCAGCAAUCCUCUCCAGGCAGCGUGGUCUGUGCCUACGUGGGCACUGAAGUCACCGAGGACAAUCAACUUGUCCGACUUCGACACAUUCGCCAGGAGGGUGUACAGGCCAUCGUAUAAUCUGUUGCACGCCUCGUCAGAACUGGUCAUCGGGGGAGCGUAGACGUUGACGAUAGUUGCGAAUCUGCCUCCCCGGAAAAGCAGGUGGGGGCUCAUCAGGCGUUCGUUGAUGCCCUUCGGCAGACAGGGCGGUCGUCCCACGAUGUCGUUCCGGAUGGCAAAAGCGAUGCCCGCGUCUCGUCGCCCCGCUCUAUGGCGACUGCUCCGAAAGAGGGCAUAACCGGCAUCUACCUCCUCCAGUUGGCCUUGUUUAGAGAAUCAGGUCUCGCUGAGUGCAGCAAUGUCCACCUCGCAGCGCGCUAGUUACCGAGCUACUAGCGCCGUCCUUCGUUCCGUCCGCUUGCUCCUGGGAUUAUCUAAAGCGGAACGAACAAUCCAGGCCGCCAGACUGAGCGGACUCACCCGUGACUUUCCGUCAGCGAUCGUACCACGUAGAAGGCAUCGAUUAUCCUCUGCCCGGCGCCAUGACCAAGUCAAGAAGGUCUGAAGUGAGAAACGCCGCAGGUGUCUGGCACGGCGGAACCCGCACCUGGGCGCUCCUCCAUGACCUCUGGGACACAGCGCACACUGACUAGAAUUAUAUGCUACAACACAAAUAGGGGAGCGGCAUGGAUCUCGGUGGGUGCAGAGUGAAUAGGCAACUAGGUCUGCCGCCACACCGCAGUGUUGGCAUUUGUUAUGGGUGUCCAUUCCCGAUAACGCCUGUCGGGAUGUGAUAUGGCCCCCGUGUUUGUCCAACGCAUCAACUGCGUGGCCUGUUUCAGGGGCACAAGUAACUUGAAUAAUUGUAGCCUUUUCAUAUCUGUACAUACGGUAUAAGGGAUACUUUAAAACCAAUUGCUUGUCAAGUAAGUAAAAAACAUUGGUCUCCAUAAUUCUUAUACAAGACACCAAAUAUCAGAAAUCGGAGUAACUUCGGUUCUUAAUUAUGAAGGGAACAUUGAACUGUUUCUUUUCGAACACAAACUGCGCCAUGUAAACUCAACUUGCAGAUUCUUAUACAGUCUACUCUAUCAAUUCGUUACGGACACAAUAGCCUUCGGAGACAGCCGUUGCGGAUUUCGGGGUUCCACUUUCAUUGGCGCACCCCUCAACCUUGACGGUGAGACAAAACACACUCAACCUCUGCCAUACGAUGCCAGCCACGUAACCAUGACUUACUCGGCUCUGAAUACCCUCCUCAUAUUGGGCGACGAUUUGUCGCGCGUGAACCGCGACGCAGUGAUGGCAGGCAUCCUGGCCCUUCAGUCCGAAAACGCCAACUUUAUCAAUGCGAGCCUCCUCUGCCACGAGUUCGAUGCGCGUUUUGUUUUCAGUGCUGUUGCCAGCGCCUACAUUGUUGAUCAGCUGGAUAAAUUGGACAUCGAGGCCUACAUUCGAUUUAUCACAAAGUCCCUGGUAUGUACGUCUGCUUUCCCCCGUCUUUGGAAUGUGCAUUCAUUCCACUUCUGUAACGACGACGACUUUGUUACUCGAUGUCGUUAGCGAUUAUUCUGGCUUUUUAAAACUGCGUCCGCCCUUUAGCUCUGCCUUCACCAAGCGGAUUAUUUUUAUUUAGACGGGAUCACGAGGAUCUACAUUCAUCAUUAUCCACCCCCCGCGACCUGUAGGAAGUAUGGGAAGAUAUGAUGGUGUUUUUGAAGUAUCGAAUGAAAGACCGUAGACCAGGGCAUCAUUUCUCAGUCGCGAAGUCAUCUUUUAUCUUAGUUCGCAUCGUCUUUGCCAACCGCAACUGAACCAGUUUAAUGCAGCCUUGAGGUAUCCAAACCGAGGGUUAUUUGUUCCUACUCGAGUGAUAUUUUCCUAUAACUCGCAGCACAACUUCAUCGCAACGUUUGAAGUAGGAAUUUUGCUAUAUUCAUCAUGUUUCGAGGACAUUUUGGGUUAAUUUAAUUUAAGGGUUCACCUAGGCCUUAAGUCUAUGCUCACCGCCUAACUGUUUUCGCAAACGUAGCGUCGACUGAACGCAGAAGAAGGGCGUGAGUGUGAUAACAGGACUCGCAGUCCAUGUACUGCCCCCUUUCCAUUCUAUUAUUUUCAAAUGCCAUGUUGGACCAGAAACUCUUGUAAAUUUGGUUCUCUAGAUAAAAACGCGGCUGCUUCAAGUCUUAGAGGGACCACACACGUUUGCGCCAUCUUUACAAGUGAAAAGGAGGCCAGUAGAUCGGUGACAAUCGUUGCUGCGUCAUUCGUUCGUUUUCUCGUUACUUAAAACAUUAUUUCAGGGGCUCAUGUGGACUCUAGAAAUACCGUGCAACCAUAAACGAUAUCUUCCUAGCCCCCAACUUCAGGAAUCGGGGUUCAACCCCUGUAUUAUCGUCGUCCUUUAAACUGUAGACUGAAGCCGAGUCCAAAAAAUGAUAAUGAUACUGAUCGCCCCACUGCUGCGAAGCAGUGUUUCGAAGACGAGAUCGCAGGCCGCAGUCGGUCAAACCUUCAAUGGGCGUCAGUCCUCGGUAAGGGUAUGGCAUAUGACCGAAGUAUCUAGAACUGACUACUUAUCUAAGUAGGCGUUGUUCGGUACAGUUCUUGGUCUGGAACUAGUCACGCCCUUUCUGCUUGUAGAAUCAUUGUGACAUCCUUCCCAACACCCUAUUGAUGUUGUACACGACCGUGUACACAGCACAUCUCCUUAUUUCGGAGACCCGGACAGUCUACCAAAAUCACGUGAUAGAGCCGAGCCACCGUUGCCCAAGCUCAAUUUGGGUGAUAAUAAAUGUCAGAUGACAAGAACGGUGCUCGUACAGUCGGGUUUUGGAAUCAAUGCAUGCUGAGCACUUUCAUAUUUGCUGAGGCGGAUUCAGUUUUGAUGAAUCAGCUACAGUGGCUAUUCCAGAUAAGCUCUGUCGGGACAAUUGUUCGGCGAUGACGCUGCUAGGUAUCCUAAGCAACUGGACGUUGGAAAAAAACUCCUCGGGGUCAACCGGGAACUCCGGUAAACCGCACAAGAUCAACGAUUGUUGCGAACUGCCAUAAAGACUUGGGUACCAGUUGUUGAAGCCAACCGAGUAAAGGAAGCCAUAAAUAAAAGGUACCGAGGAGCAACACUGCCAACAACCUUAUCCAUUCCCACGUGUCCUUAAUGUCAACGCACAAUCUUGGUUCAAAUUCGCUCUGUGGACCAUCAUCGCCUUCACUGCAUCAUUUUCACUAGUAAUUCCGAAGUCGGUACGGUGCCGAAGGAAAUCGAUAAUGCCGUUUAACCGGCUUACGUAUCCUGCCACCUGGAACGCAUGCUCCACACCCGAAUUUUACUGACUGGGCAUCUCUGCUUCCAAACUGCCCUCAAGUCAUUCCUACCACCACCACCACCACCACCACCAC
This is a messenger RNA of Spirometra erinaceieuropaei, 6510 nucleotides long. The record is from the annotation of a GenBank genome assembly. Lineage: Eukaryota; Metazoa; Platyhelminthes; Cestoda; Diphyllobothriidea; Diphyllobothriidae.